Sphaerodactylus townsendi is the source of this 4612-nucleotide messenger RNA. RefSeq names its product limb and CNS expressed 1 like (gene LIX1L). Lineage: Eukaryota; Metazoa; Chordata; Lepidosauria; Squamata; Sphaerodactylidae. Gene Ontology annotation, biological process: autophagosome maturation. Bases 91 to 1164 code for a protein of 357 amino acids. The record is from RefSeq and is a predicted model, not a curated record. The transcript is spliced from 6 exons. Gene Ontology annotation, cellular component: cytoplasm.
AUUGACAAUAUGAGGAAAGGCAGAGAAGGCAGGGUGUAGGUAACGGAGUUUUAUUCUUGUCCUCUCCCUCAGCGGCUCGACGUUGCCGUGAUGAUGGAAUCUCUGCGAGCCCAGCGGCUGCAACCGGGAGUCGGGGCCACGCUGCGAACGCUGCGGCCAGGCGUGACCGUCUCCAUCCCCGCUCCAGCCGCCUCAGCGCCCCCUCCGCCGCUACCGCCGCCCCCUCCGCCGCUGGGGCUCGGGCUCACCUUGGGGCCUCCGCCACCGCCCCCUCCACCGCCCUUGCCUCCACUCCCGCCUCUCCCGCCGCCGCUCCUGCCGGGCGCGUUGGGCGUCUCCAUCUCCCCAGGAGGGACGACGACAGGGCCGCCCGUUGUGCUGAGGGAGGCCGUCGAGGCGGUGGUCAGGAGCUUCGCCAAGCACACGCAGGGAUACGGCCGCGUCAAUGUUGUAGAAGCUCUUCAGGAGUUUUGGCAGAUGAAACAAUCCCGUGGUGCAGAUCUGAAAAAUGGUGCUCUGGUGGUUUAUGAGAUGGUGCCAUCUAACAGUCCUCCUUAUGUUUGCUAUGUCACUUUGCCUGGAGGGAGCUGUUUUGGCAGUUUUCAGUUUUGUCCCACCAAAGCUGAAGCAAGGAGGAGUGCAGCAAAAAUUGCGCUGAUGAAUUCUGUGUUCAAUGAACAUCCAUCCCGGAGAAUCACGGAUGAAUUUAUUGAAAAAAGCGUCUUGGAGGCCUUGGCAUCUUUCAAUGGUAACAGAGAAGAGGCAGAUAAUCCGAGCACUGGCAUUGGUGCAUUCCGCUUCAUGCUGGAGUCAAACAAAGGGAAGUCUAUGUUGGAAUUCCAGGAACUGAUGACAGUCUUCCAGCUGCUGCACUGGAACGGUAGCCUUAAAGCCAUGCGAGAGAGGCAGUGCUCGCGACAGGAGGUGCUGGCUCACUACUCUCACCGUGCCCUGGAUGAUGACAUCAGGAACCAGAUGGCAAUGGAUUGGGUCAGUCGGGAACAAAAUAUCCCAGGGGCCCUUUCCAGAGAGUUGGCCUCUACAGAGCGGGAAUUGGAUGAAGCCCGGCUGGCUGGGAAGGAACUACGAUUCCACAAGGAGAAGAAAGACAUCCUGAUGUUGGCAGCUGGCCAGCUAGGGAACAUGCACUCUUCCAACUGUUAGGACCUCAGGAGAGCCAUUCUGCCUCUCCUCUCCCCUCCUCUUCCAUAGAGCCAGGCUGUUAAAGGGAUCUGACCUAGUUUUAACAAAUUUUGAGGAUGCAAAAUAAGCAAAUUGAUUUUUUAAAACAAGAUUUGCCAUUAUACACAUACCGUUGAAUAUCAAAGGGGAUAUUCCUGUUGGGUUGUAAAGUACUGAAGCUGGCAAAUUGAUUGUCUUUUUUCCUAGUCAGAGUCCAGAUGCGUGUAUACAUCAAUUGGAAUGCACAAUGAGCAUUUCAGAAUCUGGAAAUUUUGCCAAAUUUUGUAUUUGCUCCAUCUUUGUUUAGGCUGUAAUCUGAACCAUGUUACGAGUGCACAGAUGCCUUCUUUUCAAGAACUGUGGCUUGUUUGCACAUAUUUUAAACUUUUUGGUUGACAUUUUGUAUAAUUUUUGUACUUGGGUUUCCUUAGUUCAUGUAUACUCUUUGCUGGAGGAUUUUUUUGAGUCUGAGCACCUUUUAAAUGUAGCCCUUUCAGUGUUAAACACUUAGCCCUCCAUUCUUUCCAGGUCUUGUACAGCUAUCAGUAUUAAAUGUAAAUGUAGCAUUUCCUAGAGAAUACCAGCUUGUGCCCCAGAUUUGAUACAUAAUGAUUCAUGAGGCCAUUUAUUUUUCACGCUAGGUACUUUUAAGUGAACCUGGCUUGGUAUUGUCUCCCCUCCCUCACUUACCUGAAAAGCACAGCACUUAAACAGCUCUGUUGCAAUAACCUCUGGCUUGUGCUAGAGUUGUGAUUCAGUUGUGUUGCCUCAGUAUUUGUGGCAUCUUGUUCUGACAGGUAUCUCUGCAAAAUUUCACAUAGUAUGAAGAUUUGACUUGUGGAUACUGAAAACCGCAGUGAGUUUCAGAGAGUUUUAGAUGUCCACACAUAAUGGUAUUACUUUUCUCUUAUUUGUCCCAUCAGAUCUGUCCAGUGGCUUUUCUGUGGCUUACACUCAGUGGGAAUAUCUGUGCCAAAGAACAAGACUUGAGGUGCUUAAAGGAGUUGUCAUGGCUUUGGGGGAGAUUAAUUAAUCGAGUAAUUAAGUUUAAGUAGAGAGUUCAUAGCCUUUAACAUUUAAGCCUCUUUCUAGCUGCUUCUUACUGUAGUAGGUAAGUAGAUAGAAAGGCUGCUUCUAAGGCACUCAGUAGCUGUUACUCCUCAAGCAGAACCCGUGCCUCUCGUACCAGUUUGUCUUUCUGAGUCUAUAAUUACUUUAGGCUACAGAUGUUGCUGUAGACUUGAGGUUGCCAAUGACAAACCUAGUCAGUGCAUGCUAUCGUAUCAGCCGCAUUUAUUACCAGAAUAGAGUUUGUGCCAGAUCUGGUCCCUUAAAAGAUCAUAGCAAGAUCUCUGCUCUGGUCCCAUUUUGCUCACAUGGUUUCCAUUAGCCAGUGUGUACAUAAACCUCCUGUGAACUGAGAUGCUUGGACUCCUCAACAUAUUGUGGGUAGAUCAGCCUAAUGCGUCUUGGGAAAUGUGUGUGACAGUCUUGAGUUUGCCUGCCACGUAGUAAUUAGAGCUACUUUCUGGUGAAACGCGCAGCAUUGAAAGGAUUUAACUGUGCAGUUGGGGGAAGGUAGCUUCUUCAGAGAUUUUCAGAUCUUGCUUGAACAGAACAUUCCUAGGAUAAAAAACUUUUAUAUGUGCACUUUUUAAAGAGAGGGGGGGAGACUGAAACUAGAAGCAGGACUCUUAAGUAAAAACACUGACUAUGUAUAUAUAUAGAUAUAGAUAUUAGCUUGAAGCAAGCUUCAUAUUCACAGGUAAUUUGCAGGUCAUAUGUACUGAAGCCCUGACCUGGAUGGUCCAGGAUAGCCCAAUCUCAUCAGAUUUCUGAAGCUAAGCAGGGUUGGCGCUAGUUAAAAUUUGGCUGAGAGACCACAGGGAAGCCCAGGGUUGCUAGGUGGGAAAAAGCAACAGCAAACCACCUCUGCUCUGAAAACCCUAUAGCAGAGGUGGCCAACCUAUGGCACUCCAGAUGUUCAUGGACUACAAUUCCCGUCAGCCCCUAUAGGGUCGUCAUGAAUCAGCUGUGACAUGGUGGUUUCUCCCAUGUAUUGAUUAGCUAGAGACACUCUGGUUCAAGCAACAGUAAAACAUAAGGAAAUCAUGACAGCCGCUUAAUCUUUUAACUCUGCUGCACCAUCAUUAGAACACUAGGAUUGCUUUAUUUGACUUUGUUCUGCAUGUGAAUAAUUCCUAUCUGAAACUUUGCUGCUAAAGCUUGGUUUUGUAAAAUACCAACCAAUAAUGAUAAGCGACAAAAAGACAUGGCCAGCCAGUAAUCUCUCUGAGGGGCUACGUAACAAUCAGUUAACACUAAAGUGGGACGUUUAUUUGAGCUGUGAGUCCUUGUGCAGUGAAUUUUUGGAUACCUUAAAUUUACUCUGUUUAGGAGCCACUUCUAGGAUAACAUCUUAAUACCUUGCUUAUUAUUUUAGGUUGGUGCCACGUGGCACUUUCCCCUUAUCUUGCAAUUAUGGGGCUGGUUUCAAAAAGGCGUUGUAAAGAAAAAAAAAUUAUCAGUGGUUCAGAUCUUAAUGUAGCUUAGGACAUGGCUGAGCCAUACUGGAAGGCUCAACUGUAGGGCUGAAUGUAUUUCCAGGGAGAAAGUACAGAGUUCGUUUUACCAUGUGAGUGUUCCCACCUCAAGUGCCCAGGGUCUAGCCAUUCCUUCUCUUCUGAAGCACAUAAUUCAUCCCAGUGAUGCAGACUUGAGAUUAAUCACAGUGUUCACACAAACCAAAACCCCGUUACCGUUUACAAGGCAGCAUGAGAAGGUUUUUGGGGCUAUUCAAUAUGUUUUUAUCCCGUCCUUCCUCCAGUUAGCUCAGGGUGAUAAACAUGGAUGUCUCUUCACCAUUUUUUAUCAUCGCAAAAUAGGAUAGGCUGCCUACCCCAGCAUCACUCAGCUUUAUGGCAGUGGGAGAGAUUUGAAACUGGGACUCCACCUCUACUCAGACACUAGCUGCUAGGCCAAUUUGGCUCUCUGCACUUUUGAUCUUGACAUUGCAGGUGAACAAACUACGGGAGGGAGGACGAAAAGAAGUGAAGGGUGGUUAACUUGCCACUUCUGUUCUACCCUUGCGGACCUUAAAUCUCAGCUUCAUUCAGCAUUGUUGGAUUCCAGUGAAUCAUAAAAUACUAAGUUCUUUUAACUCCCAUUUCAACGGUUGCCACUGGGAAAUUUUUUCUACAGCCAGUUUUCAGCAAUAAUUCUUUUUGAUGUCUCGGCUUUCCAUACGUUUCUUGCAACCAAAAUUGGCCUGGCAUUGCCACACCUCCCAUCCUAAAAGGAUGGCAGCCCUGACAAGUGUGCAAAAAGUACUGGUUAUGUACUUGGACAUUUGUGUGGCUCACUCAAGAUUGGAAUGCAGUUCUGUGCAGAAAUAGCACUUUUAGGGUGUUGUGGGUUUUCCAGGUUGUAU